AUGGAUGGCUUCGCAGAGGCGAACCAGCUGCUUAAUUCGGCAUUAGAAGAACUUGACGGCCUCAUUAUAAAUGGCGGUAAGACUACAUCAACCUGCAUCGGAAAUCGCCCCGUCCCGUCACCUGUUCACGAACGCCGCCUGUCAACUGAAAAGGGCAUGCGCAAUAUUGAUAGAGCUAUAGAGUUGGCUAGCGCUGUCGCACAAGACGUUGAUGAUGAUCGUUCAACGAAAACUGGCGACUGGAGUACCAAGGACUGGGAAGAUGCCACAGGUGGUCAGAUUGUGUGUGCCGUUCAGUUCUUUAUUCACUAA
Cooperia oncophora is the source of this 312-nucleotide messenger RNA. The record is from the annotation of a GenBank genome assembly. Lineage: Eukaryota; Metazoa; Nematoda; Chromadorea; Rhabditida; Trichostrongylidae.